Molecule: messenger RNA, 1201 nt
Organism: Poecilia latipinna (sailfin molly)
Lineage: Eukaryota; Metazoa; Chordata; Actinopteri; Cyprinodontiformes; Poeciliidae
Product: P2Y purinoceptor 1-like
Exons: 1
Coding region: 172-1059 (295 amino acids)
Biological process (GO): G protein-coupled receptor signaling pathway
Cellular component (GO): membrane
Molecular function (GO): neuropeptide receptor activity
Source: RefSeq, a predicted model, not a curated record
ACUCUGUUUUCAUUUUGCAAGCAGCGCCUCAGAGAAGGGCAGACAAGACGUGUUUCUGGAAGAUAACAUGAAUAAAACGAACUGCACACUGGAUAGGUUAUUUGAACAGAGAGUCCUGCCUGCUCUUUACAUUUUGUUUUUGUUGUUGGAUUGGUCCUGAAUGUAUGGGGAAUGAUAUCUUUGCUGCAUAACUGGAACAAACUUCGGAGUAUUAACAUCUUUGUUCUUAACCUUGGACUAGCAGACAUGUUGUAUCUGCUGACUCACCCCUUUCUCGUCUUUUACUACCUUAAUGAAACUAAAUGGACCUUUGGAGAAGGAUUCUGCUUGGUAACAAGAUUCUGCUUCAACCUGAACUUAUACGGCAGCAUUGGAUUCCUCACCUGUAUAUGUGUGUACCGGUACUUGGCUGUUGUCCAUCCAAUGAAAGUAAUGGGGAAAUUAACUACGACUCUUUCUGUGGUCAUCUCCGUCCUGGUGUGGAUUCUGGUGAAUGUUGAAAGUUCUCCAGACAUGUUGUUCCCAAAACAUUCAGGGAAUAAGACCGAACGAUGUUUUGAUACGACUAGUUCAAAAAACGUUACGGCAUACUUGAACUAUAGCCUCAGCUGGACAUUCUUUGGAUUCUGCAUCCCUUUCGCCAUCAUUGUGGGUUGCUACGGACAUGUGACUGUUGUUGUUUGCCGCUCAGAUACAAUAAAAAAUGUCACAAAACAGAUUUUUAAGCUGAUGGUUUUUUUGAUUCUUCUCUUCUCUCUUUGUUAUGCACCUUACCAUGUUUUCAAGAACCUCAAUCUGUAUUCCAGAGUUCUGAAAAAUCUGAGCAAAUGCGCCGCAUGGGAUUCUGGGGUUUAUGUUGCCCGUCAGGCAAGCCGUGGUGUUGUGAGCCUGAACAGUGCUCUUAACCCGCUGGUUUACCUUCAUGUAGAUGAAGAUAUGGGUGUUCAGUUUAGGCUGCUGCUGCAGGGAUGUCGACAGAUUUUCAGUCGUUCAUUCAAACUGAAAUCCAGCUUUGUGUCUGUACCACAGACUGAGCAAGACGUUGAACGUGCUUUAUGACAGCAGGCGGUUUUCUGUUAAACCGUCCAUGUUUCCAAUGUUUCACUUCUACAUGUUGACUCUUGUUGAAAUCAAGCCAAACUAGUUUCACCGUCACUGCUGUACGGGAAUAACAGUUUAUGUAUAUAUAUACAGACACACA